This is a messenger RNA of Musca vetustissima, 580 nucleotides long. RefSeq names its product protein KRTCAP2 homolog. Bases 149 to 580 code for a protein of 143 amino acids. The transcript is spliced from 3 exons. Lineage: Eukaryota; Metazoa; Arthropoda; Insecta; Diptera; Muscidae. The record is from RefSeq and is a predicted model, not a curated record.
GGGGCUAAUUACUGAGAUUAUUGUGAUUGCUCUCAUUGUUGUUGCAAUCAACUAUUGCCGGAAGAAAUCUCAUCAGGAUCAAGAAGUUUUUGUUAAGGACACGGAUUCACCGAAAAUUAAAGAAAAACAUUCCUAAUUAUCAAGAAAUAUGAUUGAAAAACCGAUACCACAAAAAGCCCACAUUGGAAGUGCCAUUAUAUCCUGCAUUCUUAGUUUAGUUAUUUAUGGAACAUUACGUUUUUAUGCCGAAUGGUUUACCUCCACCCAACUUACUACAAUCUUUGGCGGUUUUGUCAGCUCAUUUAUAUUCAUCUUCAGUUUAACUUCCCUGUCCAAUAUUGAAAUGCUGCUAUUUGGUGAAGAUUUCGCUUGUAAAUUUAUUCCUGAAAUUGUUGUAUGUUUGCUCGUAUCUGUCAUGUCAGCCGGUAUUGUACAUCGUGUAUGCGCCACAACUUGUAUUCUAUUCUCUAUUUUGGCAUUAUAUUUCAUCGAUCGUAUUUCCAACGAUUGUUAUCAUAAGACAGCCGUUGCACCCGAAGCCAUACAUCACCGAAAGGGCGGUGGCAAGAAGAAUAAAUAA